Molecule: messenger RNA, 1892 nt
Organism: Gasterosteus aculeatus aculeatus (three-spined stickleback)
Lineage: Eukaryota; Metazoa; Chordata; Actinopteri; Perciformes; Gasterosteidae
Gene: mtpn
Product: myotrophin
Biological process (GO): protein K6-linked ubiquitination
Cellular component (GO): BRCA1-A complex; BRCA1-BARD1 complex
Molecular function (GO): protein binding; ubiquitin-protein transferase activity
Source: RefSeq, a predicted model, not a curated record
CGCAGCGGAAACACUUCUGGCAUGCAGAAAGGCGGAUCCUUCUCGGCGGCUUUUGCCUUUCAGAACUUCUUUUGAGCCUAUUUUUUACCUGCCAGUCCUCGGCGGGGCGCACAAUACCCAACACAAAUCGCUUUUUUAGGUGUUGAAAACGACGUUUUUAUUCAGUCGAGUGCUACGAUAGUCCUCAACGCAACCCCAGGAAGAGUUUUCUUUUUCAGCCGAGGCUAGCUAACUUUCAACGCACUAGCAUUUAACUUGACAACUGCCUGCAACAGGGAAAGAGCAAACCCAGGAAGAUGGGAGAUUUGAUGUGGGCAUUGAAGACCGGGGACAUGGAUGAGGUGGAAGCCAAAUUGGUGACGGCCGAAGAUGUAAACCGGACCCUGGAAGGCGGGAGGAAGCCUCUGCACUACGCUGCAGACUUUGGUCAGACCGAUGUGGUGAAGUACCUCAUUUCUAAGGGAGCCGAUGUGAAUGCUCCAGACAAACACGGCCUCACUCCACUGAUCUCGGCCUGUUUUGAGGGUCACACCUCCUGCGUCAAGGUCCUGCUAGAAAAGGGAGCUGACAAAGACCGGAAAGGACCGGACGGCAUCAGUGCCUUUGAAGCUGCCGAGGACGAUGCUAUAAAGGCUCUGCUCAAGUGAGACGCCCUCCGGGUGGGAGGUGGCUGGACAGGUGGGUAAACGGACAGACAGAUGGAUGCAGUGGUCCCCUGACAGAAGACGGACCCGCCCCUUUUACCCCCCCGAUCAGCGUCGGUCCCAACACUGCUUUUGUCUGUUUUGUUAGAGGGUCAUUUGUCCGUCUGGUGGUUCUCCUUUACUUUGUUCAUUUUCUCUCCUUCCCAACUUUUUUGGGGUCGGACUUUCUCUCCUUCUGGCCUGUUUGUGGCCAUUUAACAACAGGACCUGUCAACUAUGUCUCCCCUAAGGGACCAAACACCGGGGGAGCGCUCUCACAUCUGGAUCCUAACUCACUGCUCUGAUUCACACUCUGUAAUGUAAACGCAAAGCUAAGCACUUAUACGCACACCUCUUUUGCAGGAAAUCAAAUGGUAAUGGAUCAAUAGUGUGUUCACAUGUUCUACAACUCCACAGUAAAGUAUUGUAUGGCCAGGACGUAAUCUUGUGAAAUAAACAGUCGUAGCACUGUACUAUACUAGAUCAGCUGAAAAGAAAGGUUGUAAAGUUUGAUUAUAUUUCCCUUUCAUUGUUUGUGGCCUCUUCUUCCACCUCGAUUUCUUUUAAUAGGCCAAACUGUUCUCCCCCCCAAUCCAACCGUGACGGUUCUGUUGAGCGUUUCUACUCUGCAUAUCACUUACAUAUCAAAGUGUUUUUGACCAAUCCUUGCGUUGGUAAUGCAUAAACUGUAUUCUGUAUUCCUUGACGAAUCACCUUGCUGGUUAACUAGAAAGACUUGAACGUUGCAAUUUUUCUGUCACUGAUUUUUUUUUUUUUUUUUUUGAAGCAACUUUUAACAGCACAAAAUAGAAUAAGGAAUUCUAGAAACACGUUGAUUUUGUCAUCCCUGGAGUGAUAUUUCAGAGCGAUAAUUCCUGUCUUUGUUGCAGCUUCCCUGUUUUGUAAUUGAUGGGCUCUGGGGGCUCCGCGUGAUGAGUAAAUGGGGGUUAAAGUUGGAACUGGAUGGGGGGCGGGGGGGGGCUGUCAGCAUCCCCCUUGCCUUGGAUUUGGUUCGAAGCCCCGCCUGUUUUGCUGCAUGUCAAAACUGCCUCUGCUUUUCUGCUACGAAACGGUCGCCGGUCCUCACUUGGUUGCUUUCAAAUGAAUUACUACUAUGUAAUGGACAAAAAAAAUAAAAAAGCUGCUUUUGCUGACUUUGUUGUGACAAAAAAGUCUGUAAAAACGGAAAUAAAAAUCCUCUAUAAAACA